GCCAAAACCACUGCGCCGCCUUGCAGCCAGCCUUUCUCAGGGUUCCUGCAGGUGGACAUGGAGCCAUGCUUCCCAGCUCCAAUAGCGACAGUUUUCUGGAUCCCGACAAGGAGGAGGCGGAAAGGAACCUCCGGAAGAGCAGUACAGCGCCCUUGACUGGCUCGUCUGAGAGGUCCGGCGGGGCCGUCCACGCCUCCUCCAGUGAGCCCUUGGGCCAAGCGGGCCAUGCGGGCCAAGCGCGAGGAACCAGGUUGCGGAAGGCGGUGGGUUCUGUCAUUUUUUCCAACUACUUCCGGGGCAAUCUCAGGGCCGAGGAGAAUGGUCAAAAUGGCCAUCCGAACCACGAACACCCUGAGGAGGUGUCCCUGACGCCCUUCCAACGCAGCAGCUACGCCGCCGCGGAGAUCGCCUUCGACGGCGGCACGUCGCCGUACUGCCUCAUUUCCCACGCCUCUGAACCGGAGGACUUGUUUGACUGGGUUAUCCUGCCAGAAUGGGGCUUGAGGACUCCCAAUCUGAUCCUCAGUAUCAUGGGAGGUGCUGGAAACAUGAUCGCCUCAGAGAAGUUCGACACCAUGUGCUUCUCAAAGGGUUUGGUGGAGGCUGCCACGAGAACGUGCGCUUGGAUCAUCACCGGUGGCACCGCUAGCGGGGUCAUGGACAUCGUGGGCAAGGCAAUGCAGAAGCACGACAAACAGCGUCAGGUGCCCUGCAUUGGCAUUAGUCCCUUUGGCGCUUUGACCAGCAAAUGGCGAAAUCUGCUGGAGAAGCAGAUGCAGGAAACGCCGGUGAAACAAACCAAGGUGGAUGCUGCGGAUGCACAAGGCACCGAGAUGGAAGGGAAGAUCACCCUAGCGGCCCUGCAGGACAAUCACUCGCACUUCAUCAUUUGCGACAACGGUAAGGUCGGCAAGGACACCUUCGGGACGGAGAUUCCAUUCAGAACUCAGUUUGAGGACUACGUCGCAAAGGGUUCCAUGCCGGGCGCCUUGAAGGCCCCGGUGCCGCGCGUCAUGAUCUUGGUGAAUGGUGGCAAAAUCUCUUUGAAAUCACUGGUUGAGGCCAUUCGCACGGGGUGCCCUCUGGUGGUAUGUCAAGGCACUGGUCGCAUUGCCGACGUCAUUUGCAAAAUCUUAGAUGUCACCAAAGAUCGGUCCUGCACCGCGGACUCCGAUUCGGGCUCCGAGUUGUCCGUGGGCCAAGAUGCCGAGUUCACCCUCUUGCUGAAAGCUGCCGUUGAGGACUUCAUGCCCAAGGAAACGCUGUCGCAGGAAGAUGUGAAUAAGUGUCACGAGAUCGUGACCAGUGGCAAAGUGGAGAUCUACUCCGUGAACGAUCGCUUGGAGGACGUGAUCUUGCGCGCGGUGCUGGGGAACAAUCGCUCCAUCUCAUCGCCCAUAUCGACCCCUUCCACGGGGGUUUGGCAACAACUGGCCUUGGCGGUUCAGUGGGGCUGCAAGGACUACUACGAUGCCCUGGGUCGAAGGCUGAUCCAAGACAAAGGCGGCCAUGAGCAUGGAGGACCUGCGGAGGCCAUUCGACUCAUCUUCCAAGAGCUGGUGGCCUUCGGCUGGCGCAACACGCUGCGCGACGAGAAGUCCGAGAAGUUGUCGAACUCGCGGAGCUUUUCCGGCCGGCGCCAAACUCGCCAGGCAAAAACUCCCAUCAGCAUUGUGAAGAACGUGCGAGAGAAUACAGGGCCAUUGGUGGAAUGGCUUUUGCAGCAUUACCUCAAGCAGAUGGACCAGUUUGAGGUGAGCGAGCGAACCUUGGGUCUUCCCAUGGGCAAAGUCCAUUGGAAAAGUUUAGGCUUGAAGGAAUCCUGGAAAUCCUUGGAGGGUUUGUUGCUUUGGUCCAUUGAACAGGAAGCGCCAUCCUCUCUCUUGGAGAUCAUUUGGUCUUAUAUGGAGGACCCGGUCCACGCAGCGCUGGCGGCGGCCUCGGCGUGUCGAGAGACCGCGGAGCGCGAGCACGGCUACGCCUCGUAUUACGAUACCUUAGCCAAGAAGGAGCUGGACGAUGCAGCUGAUCGCUUCGAAAGGCUAGCUGUGUUGGUGGUCGAAGAUCUAGCUCAAACCGGCAAAGGUGUGGAAUAUCUCUUCCAAGAAUCCAUGCGAUGGCAAGUGUCAGGGCAAGGUCGCACCUGCUUCAAGUUCGCACACGAACUAGGAUGCAAGAUGUUUGUCUCGGCCACGUUCUAUCGCUUGGCUGUGGACUUGUAUUGGAUCACACCAGUGCCUUUCCACAUCACCAAGCGACAACUGAAUACCAAGAUUCUCAGCUGGUGGGACAUCCUGGGUGUGCUGUGGAAAUUCCAGGUCUGUGGCUUUUCCCUCUGGGAAUUUCUGUCCAUUCCUUCCAGUCAGGCCUGGACUCAUGGCGUCUCCAGAGCAGCCUUUGUUGGCCUCUACUCCUACGCCGUUUUUUACAGGCUUUUGACUUUUGGAGGAAUUUCCCUCGUAGAGGCCUUGCUCUUUUUCUGGGGCUUGGGCUUGGGAUAUGUGGAGAUCAAACAGCUGGAGAGCAAUGGCUUCCAGGCCCACAUCAAUGACUUUUGGAACGUGUUGGAUGCUUUGCACAUCACAGUUCUUCUGGGCGCUUUGAUCUUGGGUGUGGCAUUUGCCGACCGGAACGAAGAGCUCAAUGAGAUGGAGCAUACGCUGGAGAUCACCCACGCCAUGAACCUGUUGCCUUGUUGGAUUCGUGUUCUCCAAGUCCUUCAGUUGUCAGAAUACUUUGGGACGCUGUUGAUCACCAUCUUUGGAAUGGCAAAGGACGCCUUGAAGUUCUUUAUUCUGGUGGUGAUCUUCUGCUUUGGGUUCAGUUGCGCGAUUACGCCGAUCCUGUUUCACAGCGGAGUGGAACGCGAUGAACAGGGGUUGACCUGGGCCUUUUGGACCAUUGUUGGAAACUUGGAUGAGAAAGCCUUGAACAAGCUGACCACGCUGGGUGGUGGGACCAGGUUUGUUGCAGUGGUUUUGGUCUACACCUUGGCGUUGGUUUGCAAUGUGCUCUUGGUCAACCUGCUGAUUGCAGUGAUGAACAGCACCUAUGAGAAGAACCAGGCAGUCUCCCAGACCCAAUGGGCCUACAAUCGGGUGGAAGCGGUGCUGGAGUUCGACCAUGAGUCCAUUCUGCCCCCGCCGCUGAACUUGCUGGAGCCCUUCUUGAAUUGCAGCGGCAACACCAUCGGUCACGAGGACGAUUCCCACCUCCGUGGCAACGAUGGGCUCGAUGUCUCCGUCACUCGAAGGGACCUGAAGGACGCGCAACAACGCGCCUUCUUGGCCAUCACCUAUGAGGAAGACACCGGCGAAAGCGCCAUGCUGCGGGCGGAGCUCGCCGAGCUGCGUCGGAGGAAUCAGGAUUUAGCCCAACGCAACAAGGAUUUGGAAACGUUGGCUGCGAACUAUUUAUUGGAGCAGUCGCGCGCCAACGGUGCAGUUCAAGUUGCUUCGGAGACUCCCUUCAAUGCACCAGCUUCUCCCAACGUGGCCGCCGCAGGCGCCGGGCUGGUCCGAAGAACUCGAAGAUUGACAACGACUCCUUUGAGUGCUCCCGUCGUCAACGACGGCUGAGAUUUUGCAUAAGCCUUUCCCGAUGGUGCCGUGGAUUUUUACCAGCCAUGGGUGUGGGUAUCUGGUUGCUCUCAACGGACUUGUGGACCAC
Molecule: messenger RNA, 3669 nt
Organism: Cladocopium goreaui
Lineage: Eukaryota; Dinophyceae; Suessiales; Symbiodiniaceae
Source: the annotation of a GenBank genome assembly